AUGGAAGAAGCUUCGAUCCAUAAAUGGCUUCUCUUACUUCAAUUGCCAAGCCUGACCUAUUUCCGUCACAGGUUCAAGAUGGGAAUAUCUCUGGAAAAAGUCCUUAGUGUUGUUCUCAGCCUUUUGAACAGUGAGAGUGGAAAACAACCUUAUUGGUCUGCUUAUGAGGGUGAUAGGAAGCUACGCGAAGGAGAGUUUAUUGUCCAAAUAUGUAUGGCAAUUAAAGAUUGUGUCUCCAAAACAUUAAAGAGAUUAGAGGAGAAGAUUCAUGGACGAGUUAUAAGGCAUCUGAUGUACCUAAUGCAGAUUUCAGAGAGGCCUAUCCAAAGACGAGUUGCUCUUGCUCAUCUCUGUUCAGCAGAGGAUCCAUAUUCAUUGAUGACAAAGGCAUGA
Molecule: messenger RNA, 393 nt
Organism: Arabis nemorensis
Lineage: Eukaryota; Viridiplantae; Streptophyta; Magnoliopsida; Brassicales; Brassicaceae
Source: the annotation of a GenBank genome assembly